CCGUUUCCAGUGGCCGCGGCUGUCAGCUGCCCAGAAGCCUGGGCGAGUGAGGACCUACAAAGUUUGUCCGCUCCGGGGCGCCAUACCAGCUCGGUUCCCGGCCGGCCGGGCUGGUCCGGGCUUAGCGCAGGAGACCCCGAUGGCCGCAGUGUUCCUGGUUACGCUCUACGAAUACUCGCCGCUCUUCUACAUCGCGGUGGUCUUCACCUGCUUCAUCGUCACCACCGGCCUGGUAUUAGGAUGGUUUGGCUGGGAUGUUCCAGUAAUUCUGAGAAACUCAGAAGAAACCCAGUUCAGCACAAGAGCUUUCAAGAAACAAAUGAGACAAGUGAAAAAUCCGUUCGGCUUAGAGAUCACUAACUCAUCCGCAGCUUCUCUAGCAACAGGUGUAACCUUGACGACAGACUGCCUGGAAGACAGUCGUCUUACGUGCUACUGGGGGUGCAGUGUUCAAAAGCUCUAUGAAGCUCUUCAGAAGCACGUUUACUGCUUCAGGAUAAGCACUCCGCAAGCCUUGGAAGAGGCGCUGUACAGUGACUAUCUCCACCGAGAACAGUAUUUUAUUAAAAAGCACAGCAAAGAAGAAAUAUAUUGCCAAUUACCAAGCGGUACUGGGGUUGAAGACUUUGGUCCAGUGCCCAGAUCUCGCUAUCCAUUGGUAGCUCUGUUGACCCUCGCUGAUGAGGAUGACAGGGAAAUUUAUGACAUUAUUUCCAUGGUGUCUGUCAUUCAUAUUCCUGAUAAGACUUACAAACUUCCCUGCAGAAUAUUGUAUCAAUAUUUAAUCCUGGCUCAAGGUCAAUUUUAUGAUCUUAAGCAACUUUUCAUGUCUGCAAAUAAUAGUGCUACUCCCUCCAGCGACCAGUCUCCCGCAGACAGGAGUGUGGAGCAGAGCUUGUUGGAGAAGGCGGGGCUGGCUGGGGCUGAAGUGGACCCGGUGGAGGAGAGCAGCAAAGACUGUGUGGUGUGCCAGAACGGGGGUGUGAACUGGGUGCUCUUGCCUUGCCGGCACGCCUGCCUGUGCGACAGCUGUGUGUGCUACUUCAAGCAGUGUCCCAUGUGCCGCCAGUUUGUGCAGGAAUCCUUUGCACUGUGUGGUCAGAAAGAGGCAGACAAGGACAUACUAGAAACUUCCUGAAGACUUGCAGCCGGAGAGCGUACUUUCUACACAAGGCAGAACCUCGUGUCCUGAGUCAAUCCUAACAGAGUCUGCAGUCUUACCCGUCGGAGAGAGCUCUAUGUGCACUUCAUACUUGUACAGUACAUGGAUGACGGGAAUAAAGUCUUCCUGCUCAGUGUGGAA
Molecule: messenger RNA, 1303 nt
Organism: Rattus rattus (black rat)
Lineage: Eukaryota; Metazoa; Chordata; Mammalia; Rodentia; Muridae
Gene: Cgrrf1
Product: cell growth regulator with ring finger domain 1
Exons: 6
Coding region: 140-1138 (332 amino acids)
Biological process (GO): negative regulation of cell growth
Source: RefSeq, a predicted model, not a curated record